This is a messenger RNA of Erythranthe guttata (spotted monkey flower), 1908 nucleotides long. RefSeq lists its product as uncharacterized. The record is from RefSeq and is a predicted model, not a curated record. NCBI's taxonomy places the organism in Eukaryota, Viridiplantae, Streptophyta, Magnoliopsida, Lamiales, Phrymaceae.
CUGAAAUCUGAACUGAUAGAAGUUAUAAAUCCAGCUUAAUUAUGAUUCUUAUACUGCAUAUUAAAAAUACUUCAUUUUAAUUCCAUGGAAUAUAAUCAUGCAUGCAGUCUUCUCCUCUUCAUUUCACUACUCUUUUGUCUGCUCAAAUGCCCUGCUUCGUCUAUCCAACCUGGGUCUGAUGAAGAGCAAAUUAACUCAAUGACCGGAAACUGGUUAAACCACGGCGGUGAUAUAUACAACCGGAGAUACGCCGCCGGAGAAACCAGGAUCAGCCCUUCAACAGCUUAUCAGCUGCGUCUGAAGUGGAAGUUCCACGCCGGAAACGACAUAACCGCAACACCCGCAAUCUUCGGUGGGGUGGUUUACUUCCCGAGCUGGAACGGAUACAUAUACGCGGUGAGAGCAGUCGACGGAACCCUAGUGUGGAAAAAGAACUUAAAAGCGCUAACCGGACUAAACGCGACUGUGUUCUUUACAAAUGGCACCUUAGUAUCUAGAGCAACUCCAACUGUCGCCGGUGAUAAACUGAUUAUCGGGAUUUACGGACCGGCGUAUGUUAUCGCUGUCGCACGUGCCACGGGGCAACUUGUUUGGAAGAGACAGCUUGAUAAUCAUCCUGCCGCCAUUAUUACCAUGUCUGGAACCUACUAUGCCAAAUAUUUGUACGUGGGAGUAUCUUCACUAGAAGAAACAUCGAGCAUCGAAAACUGCUGCACAUUCCGGGGAAGCUUGGCCAAGUUAGACAUCCAAACGGGAUCCGUUAUAUGGCAAACCUACAUGCUCCCCGACAACCAACGAACCACCGGAGGAUACGCCGGAGCGGCGCUGUGGGGCAGCAGCCCUUCCAUCGACGCCGUCAGAAACCACGUCUACAUCGCCACCGGAAACCUCUACUCUGCACCUCCGUCCGUUGAAGAAUGCCAAGAAAGACAAAAUAAUCAAACCGUUCCCACAAAUCCAGAGGAGUGUGUGGGCCCCGAAAUCCACUUCGACUCCGUUUUAGCACUUGACUUGAACUCGGGUCGGGUCGAGUGGUAUAGACAGCUAGGCGGGUACGACGUUUGGUUGUUCGCCUGCAGAGAUCCCUCCACACCCAACUGCCCACCCGGCCCGAACCCGGAUGCGGAUUUUGGCGAAGCCCCUAUGAUGCUGACUGUAAAUUUUGCCAACGCCACUAAAGUCGACAUUGUUGCUAUUGUCCAGAAAAGUGGAUUUGCUUGGGCACUGAAUCGAAAUAACGGCAACUUAGUCUGGUCCACUGAGGCUGGUCCAGGGGGUACACAAGGAGGGGGUACAUGGGGAGCAGCAACAGACAAUAGAAAAGUCUAUACCAACAUAGCCAACACCAAUAAGCAGAAUUUUACACUUUUGCCAUCGAACAACGUCACAAAUGGAGGGGGCUGGGUUUCGAUGGAUGCCGGUACAGGCAGAAUAUUGUGGUCCACUGCCGUUCCGCACAACGCCACUACUAAUCCAGUGACCAUUGCCAACGGCGUUCUCUUUGCGGGGUCCACGUACAAAACGGGCCCUGUUUAUGCUAUCAAUGCUGCAUCGGGUGAAAUACUAUGGUCUUUUGAUACAGGAGGCUCCGUUUACGGUGGUUUUUCAGUGAGCAAAGGAUGUGCGUACGUAGGGAGUGGAUUUCGUGUUAAUCCUACCUUCACCGGAGGAACCUCACUCUUCGCCUUCUGUAUAAGAAACUGAUGACACGUGUCCAUGCUUAGAAAAUAUAAUUUCUAUCUAAAUAACACUGAAUUUGGUGAUAAUAAUAUAUAAUAUGAUCUUAGAAAACAUAAUAAUAUACUUUGAACUCUUUUAACAGGGCACACACAAAGGAGACAACAUGGACAGAGUUAGUUUUACAAUGUUUUACGACAGCAACAGAAAAAACAUCGAACGAAACUUAAA